GUGACUCGGUGGCCUUCAAGAAUAAUGACAUUAGGCAAAAAUCCGUUCUUGGUAUUCAACAUCUGUCAAAAUCACAACCAAAAUCGAGGAAAUAAUAAUAAAUUAUAUAGCAGCCUGCAAAAUCUCUAUUUCAAAAUUCUCAAACCCUGCAAGCAUUUUUUAUUGAAUCAGUGUAAUUAUUGUAAAAUUCAAAUUUAGUGUAGAAAAAAAUGGUUUUUCUUUUGUAGAGAUGAUCAAGAUUUAGUGGGAAUUUCAAGAAAUUGGUGAAGAGAGCUGAUGUUCAGCUGAAAACAGGUUGGAUUUUGGGUCUUAUUUAUUGAGUAAUGUAAUGAUCAAAGGAAAUUCAUUUGAUUUCUAGGGUUUAUUCUUCAAUUCAAUUUUUGUAGGGAAAUUGCUAAAACAUGUGUAAUAUAGUAGGAUUGGGAUUCAUUUGAUUCCAUAUAAUUUCCAUUUAUAUGAAUCUGGGAAUAAAAUUGGAAGAUUUUGGAGCAAUUUUGAUGUGCAAAUGUCUUCAUCAAUUUCAGAGAAGAAGGUUAUGCCAUCAAGGCAUCUUUCUUGUCUCAUAGCAAUCUCAGUGUUUCUUUUGAUCUCAUCAACACUGUCCCUUAUCGAGUUCCGUCAUUCUUCAGCGCCUAGCCCGGUUUUCCCGUUUAUAAGCUUGAGCAAUGCAUCACCGGCUGGCUCGAACUUGAGUAGAGAAGGCAGUAAACAGGGGAGUCGUGUUCUUGAUAGAGCGAAUUUAGUUAGUGAGCUCAACUCACAGGGCUUGUCUUGUGACGUAGAGCGGGCUCUUCUUAGGGUAUAUAUGUAUGACUUGCCUCUCGAAUUUCAUUUCGGGUUGCUAGGCUGGAGGGAGAACGAGGAUCAUCAAAUUUGGCCUAGCAUUGAUGGAAGGGGCGUAAUCCCGUCUUACCCCGGUGGUUUGAAUCUGCAGCAUAGCGCGGAGUAUUGGCUCACUCUCGACCUUCUUGCAUCGAAUGGCGCGGAUGUGGCCAGGCCGUGUAGUGCGAUCAGAGUCAACAACUCGAGAGAAGCUGAUGUAAUUUUUGUGCCCUUUUUCUCGUCUUUGAGCUACAACCGGCACUCAAAGCGACAGGGGAAGCAGAACGUUAGCCUCGACAGGAUGCUGCAGGAACGGCUCGUUUUGUUUCUGAAGGGCCGGAGCGAGUGGAAGCGAUUUGGUGGGAGAAAUCAUCUGAUUUUGGCUCAUCACCCGAAUAGCAUGCUGCUUGCUAGGGACAAGCUGGGGUCGGCUAUGUUCGUGCUCGCUGAUUUUGGGAGAUAUCCGCCUGAAAUAGCGAAUGUCGAGAAGGAUGUGAUUGCCCCAUACAAGCAUAUGGUGAGAACGAUUCCGGCUGCUGAUUCUGCCCCUUUCAGUGAGAGGCCAAUAUUGGCCUAUUUUCAAGGAGCAAUUUAUCGGAAGGAUGGUGGAGCUAUUCGUCAAGAGCUAUUCUACCUUCUUAAAGACGAGAGCGACGUGCACUUCACAUUCGGGAGCGUCCAAGCGCACGGGAUCAGCAAGGCGGGCAAGGGAAUGGCCUCGUCCAAGUUUUGCCUAAACAUCGCCGGAGACACCCCUUCGUCCAAUCGCCUGUUCGAUGCCAUCGCAAGCCACUGCGUCCCCGUGAUCAUCAGCGAUGAGAUUGAGCUACCGUACGAGGAUGUUCUCGACUACUCGGAGUUCUGCAUAUUCGUCCGUGCAUCGGAUGCCGUGAGCAGCAACGGCUACCUCCUGAAUCUUCUCAGAGGCAUCAAGCAAGAGGAGUGGACCAAAAUGUGGGAGAAGUUGAAGGCGAUUGCUGGACAGUUCGAGUACCAGCACCCAUCUCGGCCUAACGACGCUGUCGACAUGAUCUGGCAGACUGUUUACCGCAAGAAAAUGCACACUAAGCUCGAUGUGCAUCGGAGGACUCGCUACCGCAGGGUCAGGACCGGUUGUGAAUAGGGUCCGAUCCCCCUCGGACCGUUCUCUUUUCCGAUUGGUUCGAAUCAAAAGUCAUUGCAGGCGAAUGCGCGGUUUCAAAAGGCACGUCCACUUCCUCUAAGGCCACGAGAAGCCUCCCUCCUCCUCCCCGUCUUAGAGCAAGACCGACGCUUCUUGCCGUGGGAACAGUUAUCGAGAGCAGCCCGACACAGAAGAAUACGAGAAGGGCGAUCCGGUAAGUUGAGCGGCACAUCUUUGAGAGUGAGAUAGAUUCUUUGUCUGAAAAUGAGGGUGCUUGUCUGCUUGCUUAAUGCCUUAUUUGUACUUGAAAUCUAAUGUUGGAUUAAAGCACAAAGUAGAAAAAAGGGUCCCAAAACA
Molecule: messenger RNA, 2302 nt
Organism: Salvia splendens (bonfire salvia)
Lineage: Eukaryota; Viridiplantae; Streptophyta; Magnoliopsida; Lamiales; Lamiaceae
Product: probable arabinosyltransferase ARAD1
Exons: 4
Coding region: 506-1945 (479 amino acids)
Molecular function (GO): glycosyltransferase activity
Source: RefSeq, a predicted model, not a curated record